This is a messenger RNA of Drosophila willistoni, 2053 nucleotides long. It is a transcript of the gene MFS17, whose product is annotated as sialin. Gene Ontology annotation, biological process: monoatomic anion transport; transmembrane transport. Gene Ontology annotation, molecular function: transmembrane transporter activity. Bases 433 to 1932 code for a protein of 499 amino acids. The record is from RefSeq and is a predicted model, not a curated record. The transcript is spliced from 6 exons. Gene Ontology annotation, cellular component: plasma membrane. Lineage: Eukaryota; Metazoa; Arthropoda; Insecta; Diptera; Drosophilidae.
AUUAAUUUUGAACAGUUUUGAAAGAUUCGAACUUGUAUUAAAGUUACUAGCAGCAAUACUUCGUUGCAUGCUACUUUGAACAUGCAAUUCUUCUUAUUCGCUGCUUUUAUCUAGAAGUUUUUUAGCCUGUUUAUUAGGCAUAUCUAAAAUAGUUUUUUUUGUCUAAGCCGCGUAAUUUCAAAAGAUAUUAACAAAAAUCUAAAUAUUUCUGUGUUAUGGAUGUGAUCAUAACAAAUCUUUUACCUUAUACCAAUCAUUGAUUCAUAACGCAUCGAAUACGAAAAUAAAAAAUUAUAAGAACGUAUUAAGUUUCAAGUUAUCGGUAAAAAACGAAGACUUUUUAUUGCUCAAGGCAUUUAAAUGAUUUUCCAUAAGACGUGAGAAAAAAUUUCCAUAAAAAUUUAAGAAACUAAAUUAUCAACAUUCCAAAAGAUGUAUUCUGCGGUUAAAAGUCGAAGUGUGACGUACAGUUUUUCUCAACAAGAAAAUGCACCCAAAAAAAUUGGAGAUAAAAUUCCAGCUCGAUUGGUGCUGUAUUUCCUUUCCUGGUCUGGGUUUCUGGUCUCAUUUAUGAUGCGUAAUGAUAUGAAUUUUGCUUUGGUAGCUAUGAUUCCAAAUGACAAUUCAACAAACAGUGAAAUAAAUAACUCUUCAUUAACAUUGUCUGUGGGCCCUGGUGACUCUACAUCUAUAGUGAAAUCUGUUAUAAUCAGCUCUUUCUAUUGGUGUUAUGUGAUAUCGCAAGUAGUAGGUGGAAUUGCCACUCAAGCGUUUGGAACCAAGAGCGUGUUUGGAUGGUCACAACUGGCAACUGCACUUUGCAGUCUACUUAUGCCAAUGGCAGCUCAAUUACAUUUUGGAAUUGUGAUUGUUUUACGUUCUGUUCAGGGGUUUGCCUCAGGUUUAACAUGGCCUGCGAUGUAUGCAUUGGUUGGCUACUGGAUACCACUCUCGGAACGUUCGCGGUUUAUGUCAAGUUUUCAAGGAUUUAGUAUUGGAAUUGGCUUAACGUAUCCUCUAUGUGGAUUCCUAAUAUCAGAAUUUGGAUGGUGUUACGUCUUUUACACUACCGGUCUAUUGGGUAUCGUCUGGUGUAUAACCUGGUAUUUUCUGGCUUUUAACACACCACGCGAACAUCCUCGAAUAACUCAAGAGGAACUAAAUUAUAUUGAACACAAUGUUGGCAAAGAAGUUCAAAAAUCAGUUAGUGUAAAAGUUCCGUGGCUUCAAAUAUUCAAAUCUUUGCCGGCUUGGGCAAUUGCCAUAACAACGUUCGGAAGAAUAUUUGUACAUUAUAUAUUUAUUGUAUGCGGACCAACAUUUAUGAAUCACAUUUUAAAGUUCGAGUUUGGUACAAAUGGAUUUCUAUCUGGAAUGCCAUUUAUUUGCUCAUAUAUCUCGUCAGUAUUAUUUUGUUAUGUUGCCGACAAAUUAUUAUUACAUAAUGUUUUAUGUCUUACCAACGUGAGAAAAUUGUUUACAGCUUUGUCGCAGAUAAUUCCAGGUCUAUUAAUAUAUUGUAUUGGAUAUAUAAGUAACAUAUAUUUAUUGAUAACACUGUGGUUUAUUGCUGUCAUUUUUAUAACAGCAUCCUAUGCUGGUGCAAUGGCAAAUAUAAUCGAUAUCGCCCCCAAUUAUGGACAUUCAGCAGCAGUUUUAGCGUUUUGUCAAACAAUACAUAUGUCAGCUUCAUUUAUAUCCCCAUUGAUGACUGGAUUUUUAGUUACUCAGGAGGAUUCUAUUGAACAGUGGCGUAAUGUGUUUGAAUUAGCUGCAAUUGUUUCUGUUUUUACCUACGUAGUAUAUCAAAUAUUUGCGACAGCAGAAAUACAACCCUGGAAUAUAAAAAGACCAGGUAACUUAAAUGAAAACAAUGAGAGUAUAAGAAAUGUGGAUGAAUCAAUAAGUACACUUCCAAUGGAAAUGAAAUAAACACUUUAUAUUUUGUUAUACUUAUAUGUAAUAGUUAAUCAAAUUAUAAAAUGUAUGUACUAUUAUGUUAUUGUAUUAUAUGUCAAAACUGGUAACUAUCAAUAAACUGUACAAAAGAUUA